AUGGAAUGUUGGGAUUCUCUUGGCUUUUUAAUCAUUGCUCUCAGCUACAAUGUAACUAUCAUAGGGAAGAUUUGGUUAACUGUUGUGAUCCUGCUGAGAUUGAUGGUGAUAUUCUUAGCUGCCUACCCUCUCUACCAAGAUGAGCAGGAACGCUUCAUCUGCAACACCUUACAACCAGGAUGCUCCAAUGUGUGCUAUGACAUUUUUUCUCCGGUGUCCCACUUUCGGUUCUGGCUCAUUCAGACUGUGUCUGUUCUCCUCCCUUACGCCGUGUUUGGUGUCUGUGUGUUGCACAACGUGGUCAGGCAGGUUGUGAAGGCAUAUUCCUCUCCGGACCAUCGAUACAAAGAGAUCAAACCUUUGUCAGGCCACAAAGUCACAAAGAAAACUCCCAAAGGUGCAUCAAGGAGCAGAAUCACCUGCAGAGCAAACGAAAUGGAUAUUCCUGAUUUUUCAGGGGCGUAUACCGUUCACCUUCUUCUGAGAAUAUUGAUAGAGGCCGGUUUUGGAGCUGGCCAUUAUUAUCUCUUUGGAUUCUUUGUUCCAAGACGUUUCUCCUGUAAUCAGCUGCCUUGUACCAGUUUUGUUGAUUGCUACAUCUCCAGGCCCACUGAGAAAUCCAUUAUGAUGCUUUUCAUCUGGGGACUCAGCGGCUUCUCCUUUCUCCUUAGCCUCGUUGACCUUGUCUUUGCCUUUCGAACCAAUGCUGUAAGAAAUCGCAGAAAUAAGCUCCUGUUGGAAAGGUUCACGGCUGAGGAGAAAUGCAGUGCUGGCCCACAUCAAUGUGUCAAGCCAAACAAAGAUUUGCUCAGACACGGCAGCAUCUCCAUCCCUGAUGACUGUGGCAACUGUUUGCUCAGCUGUGAGGUUAAGGAAGGCUGCUCUUUUCAACCAAUGUUGACCCCGCAGCAAGCGAUAAACUCUAACCUCAACAGUAACAGCAAUAAGUUAUGCAUUGCAGCUACCAGUCAAGAUGGCAAGGGAGCGCCUUUCUUUGGACAUGAACCGCCAGAGACGUCCUACGAGCAGUCACGACCUGAGCAGCAGCAAGGCUCUCUAAAAGGGGUCUUGACUUUCAGAUCCCAGGACGGGUGCCACCAUAGAGCUCAUUCAUCUGCCAGUUGCAACAAGCCCUCGGUUCAUUAUUCUACACUUGAGAGGAAGGCGUCUGACGUUCAGUCCGUUUGCAGUAGUGCUGGGCGCUCAAGAUCCCAAAAGUCUGAAUGGGUGUAA
This is a messenger RNA of Elgaria multicarinata webbii, 1233 nucleotides long. It is a transcript of the gene GJD4, whose product is annotated as gap junction protein delta 4. The record is from RefSeq and is a predicted model, not a curated record. Gene Ontology annotation, biological process: cell-cell signaling. Gene Ontology annotation, cellular component: connexin complex. The transcript has 2 exons. Gene Ontology annotation, molecular function: gap junction channel activity. The coding region runs from base 1 to 1233 and encodes 410 amino acids. Lineage: Eukaryota; Metazoa; Chordata; Lepidosauria; Squamata; Anguidae.